This is a messenger RNA of Rhodamnia argentea, 2561 nucleotides long. RefSeq names its product E3 ubiquitin-protein ligase WAV3. The coding region runs from base 180 to 2540 and encodes 786 amino acids. The transcript is spliced from 2 exons. NCBI's taxonomy places the organism in Eukaryota, Viridiplantae, Streptophyta, Magnoliopsida, Myrtales, Myrtaceae. The record is from RefSeq and is a predicted model, not a curated record.
UCCUUCUCCCUCUAUAAUUUCUCCUCUCUCUCUCUCUCUCUCUCUAAAAAUCGGAUCUUGCACUUUUUGUCUCAACCCUCGCAACGAAAGAAGGAGAAAGAGAUCUGUCCUUCCUUCCUUCUUCCUCUUCUUCGUCUUCCUUAUCUCUCUCUCUCUCUCUCUCUCUGGCUCGCUCGAAAAUGGGCACUGGUUGGAGGAGAGCGUUCUGCACGACCAUCCCUCGAGACCCAGAAUCCAAGGCUCUCGAGAGGCAGCAACAGCCGAAGAGCAUCAGCCCUAGCCCCAGCCCUAGCCCUCGUAAAUGCACCGCCGUCAAGCUAGGUUUCUUGUCCGGGGGAAGUAACCCCACCACGCCGCGAGUGCAGGCUCCCCAUGAACCUACGCCUCCGUCUUCGACCACCCCUAGCCUGCUUCGAUGCCGGACUGCUCCGGUAUCGGCUCCGGCUCCGGCUCCCGGCACCGCGAGUGUGAGCUUGAGCGAGACUCCGAGACUCGAGUGCAAGACCUCCACUCCCAAGUCAACCAAGAUGACGCCCAGAUCGUUGCCUAGCUCCAACGCUUCGUCUCCGCGGUCUCCGCUCAAGCUGUCUUUCUUCAAGAACAGCUUCAAGCUCAGAACCGCGUGCGGGGUGUGUUUCGGCAGUGUCAAGACUGGCCGCGGUGCGGCGAUAUACACAGCGGAGUGUGGCCAUGUCUUCCACUUCGCCUGCGUCGCCGACCACGUCCGCAAGCACGGGGCCUUGGUCUGCCCCAUUUGCAACGCCUCCUGGACUGACGUCCCCUUGCUCUCCAUCCACAAGGACCUCCACCGCCAAGAUUCUCAGCUACACUCAGACCCACCACAGCCGUCGCCACUGGCAGAAUCGGUCAAGCUCGAAGACAAGAGGAUGAUCGAAUCUUUUGCUUCACCCAGAGCAGCGAGACCUACCACGCCGAAAUUACCGGAACCGGUUUCGCGUAAGUUGGCCUACUCGAGAUGCUAUGACGACGAUGAGUCCCUGCUGUCCCCCAAGUCCGGGGCGAGAUUCGUUCCGAUCGACGAGCGAGAAGAAGGAGAAAGAGAAGAGCAAGAGGAGGAGGUUGAAGAGUUUCAGGGGUUCCUCGUCAACCCGACUCCGUCGUGCUCCAACGUUUCCCAAAUGACGAAUUGCAAAGACUCGACGCACGUCGACGUGAAGAUCUUGCCUCAGUACGCCGUCGUGUCCGUGUCCAAGAGCUGCGCCACCUACGUCAUCGCCUUGCGGGUCAAGGCUCCGCCCCCGGCGGCCGCCACGCGGAGCGGCCUCGACCCAGCGCGCCGCGCGCCGAUUGAUCUGGUCGCGGUGCUAGAUACCAGCGGCAGCAUGACCGGCGCCAAGCUGCAGAUGCUGAAGCGCGCCGUGCGCCUGGUCAUCGGCUCGCUUAGCUCGGCCGACCGGCUGUCCGUGGUAUCCUUCUCGGCGGCUCCCCGGCGGCUGCUGCCUCUGAGGAGGAUGACGGCUCAGGGCCAGCGCGCGGCUCGGCGCGUUGUCGACGGUCUCACGUGCGGCCAGGGGAAGAGCGUGGGGGACGCCUUGAGGAAGGCCGCGAAGGUGCUUGAGGACCGGCGAGAGAGAAACCCCGUAGCAAGCAUCAUCUUGUUAUCCGACGGUCAGGACGAAACCGUCCCUUACAGCAGCGAGAAUCAAAGGCAGGCGUCGAGCCACGUGCCCUCCACGCGUUUCUCUCACGUCGAGAUACCGGUCCACGCCUCCGGGUUCAGCAAGAGCGGCGGCGGCGGCUUCGGUCGCGAGCCGUCGGAGGAUGCUUUCGCAAAGUGCAUCGGCGGCUUGCUGAGCGUGGUUGUACAGGAUCUGACAAUCAAGCUCGGGUUCGCGUCCGGAUCGGACGCGGCUGAGGUCACGGCCGUCUAUUCGUGCAGCAACGGACGGCCGGCCUUGCUCGGCUCAGGGGGUUCGGUCCGGCUCGGCGACCUGUACGCCGAAGAAGAGAGAGAGCUGCUGGUGGAGCUGCGAGUGCCGACGUCGACCGUCGGGUCCCACCACGUGAUGACGGUGCGAUGCGGUUACAGAGACCCCGCGACGCACGAGGCCGCGAAUGGGUCGGAUCGGGCGCUCGUGGUUCCCAGGCUCCACGCCGUCAGAUCGUCGGACCCGAAGGCGGAACAGCUCAGGAGCCUCUUCGUCACGACAAGAGCCGUCGCCGAAUCGAGGAGAUUGACGGAGUACGGUGACCACACGAGCGCUUAUCACAUGCUGGCGUCGGCUCGGGCUCUGCUGAUGCAGUCUGGCUCGGGGCCAGCUCAGGAGUUCGCGAGAGAGCUGGAGGCGGAGCUGGCGGAGCUGUGCUGGAGCAGACAGCAAGCCUUGGAGAGGCAGCGAAUGAUCCAGCGGCGGAGAGGGAGCGAGAGGGAGGAGAUGACGAUGGUCGAUGCAAACAGGGAGCCGCUCACGUCGUCGUGGGCUUGGAGAGCUGCAGAGAAGUCGGCUGGCGCGGCGAUUGGGAAGAAGUCGCUAGGUCGAGUCAGCGACUUGCAUGGCUUCGAAAAUGCCAGAUUCUGAACUGUGAUUUUACUCGAUAGU